Messenger RNA from Perkinsus marinus ATCC 50983, 1554 nucleotides. RefSeq lists its product as hypothetical. The record is from RefSeq and is a predicted model, not a curated record. The annotation marks the transcript as partial. Lineage: Eukaryota; Perkinsozoa; Perkinsida; Perkinsidae. The transcript has 4 exons.
AUGUGUCUCUGUCGUCUUGACCCCAGUGUAGAAGAGCUGCAGUCGGCUGUGAACGGUGGUGCUGUGUCCAUAUUGAAGUGCAGUAAGAUGAUCGAGGCUUGGGACACUGUGACCAUACCGAAGAGCGUGCAAAUGAUACUCAACCCGAACCUGCCUCCGGUCAUAAGCCUCGGCAGUCAGGGCACCUUCUACGAUCGUGUAGCUCAAGACAAGGAGAUCCUCAAGGUUAUUCUCAUGCUCACUGGAGCUGUUCAGAAUUCCGAGGAUGAAUGUAACGUCUAUCUGGAGCGCUUCUCUUGUUACGGCUGGUUAUGGGAAGACAGCAUUGAAGAUAAGUACAAGGAGUUCGAGGCUACUAAUCCGACCUUGGAUGACUUCGAGUGCAAACUGCGCAGCUUCGCUCAAUUAGAUGAGAAACUUGAUUUGUUCGAGUCCUCUCGCCAGAUCGGCGCCCUCCUACUCCGACCAGAGAGCCUCGCAAAAGGCUUGAAGGGUUUGGCCAACGAAUGGAAGGUGGCGUUCAGUAAACAGCUGCAUGUGAAGGCAAGAGACCGGCUGGAAGCUUUGACGGAGCAGAUCAAAACGACUGCUAAACGCAUGAACCGUACAGUGGAGGACGGCGACAUCGAUGCUCUCGGGUACGUGAUGAGGACCCUCAAUGACGUUAGACGGAAACAGUCUGAGAUCGAGCUCGAGUUUGGACCUAUCACCCACAUGUAUGCAAUUCUUGACACUUACCUGCCGAACAACGUGAUGGACAAAGAUGAGCAGGAUGCACGAUCAAUGCUGAAGAGGAAUUGGUUGAAAUUGGUGGAGGAAAGUGAGAAGAGGCAACAGGAGUUAUGCCUGAAGCAAGCUGAGUAUAAGAAGACUCUCAUUCAGACGGUCAAUAAUUUCAAGAAGGACGUACGAGACUUCCGGAAGAACUACGAGUCCCACGGCCCCAUGGUCAACGGUAUAGCCCCACGAGAAGCUGUCGAGCGGCUCAAGCGGUUCAAAGAGGAAUUCGAAGUUCGGUCGAGGAAACAAGAAAUCUAUUAUCUCGGAGAGGACCUCUUUGGUCUGCCUCAUCAACAGUACCCCAAGCUUGAGAAGACCAAGCAAGAGCUUGGAUACUUAGCCCAGUUGUAUGACUUGUACGUGCUUGUUUUGGAGACCAUCAAGGAGUGGAAGGACUAUCUCUGGACGGAAGUGCCGCAGCAUAUCGAAGACAUGAGGUCUCAGAUUGAAGUAUUCAGCAACCGUUGCAAGAAGAUGCCGAAACAGCUGCGAGAGUGGCCGGCGUACCAUGAGCUGAAGAAGGAGAUCGAGGACUUCUCGGAGGCUCUGCCGCUGUUGGUCGAGCUGGCCAAACCGUCUAUUAUGCCGAGGCAUUGGCAGCAAGUACAGGAGCUCACUGGCAAGGAGCUGCCGGUCGAUUCUGAGAUGUUCAUGUUGCAAAGCUUGAUCGACGCCAAUCUGCAAGAGCACAUCGAUGAGGUUACGGACAUCUGUGACUCAGCAGACAAGCAACUGAUCAUCGAGAAGCGUCUAGCAGACAUCACGAGCAAUGGA